This is a messenger RNA of Aspergillus affinis, 1539 nucleotides long. Its product is annotated as NAD(P)/FAD-dependent oxidoreductase. The transcript is spliced from 2 exons. The record is from RefSeq and is a predicted model, not a curated record. Gene Ontology annotation, cellular component: cytoplasm. NCBI's taxonomy places the organism in Eukaryota, Fungi, Ascomycota, Eurotiomycetes, Eurotiales, Aspergillaceae. Gene Ontology annotation, molecular function: oxidoreductase activity. Bases 1 to 1539 code for a protein of 512 amino acids.
AUGUCAUUCGUCCAAUCCCUCCUCUUCGACUCUAGCAUCCCCAUCAAGGCUCGACAAGAAGCUCUCGAUCGCGCAUUUUCAGACCCAGGAAUCCCUCCUAUCCAGAGCACGUCUUCUUUCUGGCUCAAAGACCCGCAUGUAAAUCUCGCAAAAACCCAAUCGACAGACCUGCCAACCCCAACAGACAUCGUGAUCAUCGGGUCCGGGAUUACCGGCGCCUCGAUCGCCCGAACUCUCCUCACCACUGGCCAUGGCAGGGACAGUCCCAAGCCUAGAAUUCUUAUUCUUGAAGCCCGCGACGUCUGCAGUGGCGCGACAGGCCGUAAUGGAGGGCACAUCCUCGAAACAGUCGAGGAGUUCACCGAGCUGGAGCAGUCGAUCGGGCUCGAGGCAGCGAAGAAGGUGGUUCAGUUUCGACUAUCACAUUUGGAUGAGGUGCUAGCUGUGGCGGAGGAGUAUGGGCUAGUGGAGGAGGCGCAGGCGCGAAAGGUGCAGUUUCUUAGUGUUUAUUUUGAUGAUGAGAGAUGGGAUGAGGCGGUGCGUUGUAUCAAGAGGUUCAAGGAGUGUAUGCCAACGGAGUCGGCUGAUUGGAGGAUCUUUGAGAGGGAGAUUCCGACGGAAUUCUGCCUUCCCGCUGCACGAGGAAUCAUCGCCGGUCCGGCCGGGGCUCUGUGGCCGUAUAGAUUCGUUACGGGCAUCCUGGAUCGUCUACGCGAUAGGUUUCCUGAUAAUCUGCAGAUAGAGACAAAUACACCCGUCCUGGAAAUCAAUAAUACAGGUGCUGAUCAGCAUAGCUACUCUGUCACCACGGCGAGAGGCAGUAUAAAAGCUCGGCAUCUCAUCCAUUGCACGAAUGCCCACGUCGGCCACCUCGUCCCAGGUCUCAGAGGGCGUAUCUAUCCAAUCCGCGGACAGAUCUCUGCGCAGAACCCGGGACAGAGAUUCCCCAGCCAAGGGACAAAGCAUUCAUGGCUUUUCAACUAUGACCGUGGCUUCGACUAUCUGACGCAACUUCCGUCCGGAUCUGAACAUGACACUACGAAUAAAAUGAUGUUUGGUGGCGGUUUUGCCCAGGGCAAGAACGGCGGCAUAGAUGAUCUCGGGAUUUCUACGGACUCUGAAAUGAGCUUUUACACUGACAUUCAUCUCUCUGGGGCGUUGAGUGUUACCUUCGGACGGGAGAACUGGGGCACUGUUUCGGGUCCCGCUGUGGAAAUGAUGUGGACGGGGAAUAUGGGAUUCAGUGCAGAUGGGUUUCCGUGGGUAGGAAGACUCCCGAGAUCUUUGACAAGAAGAGGCACAGAUGCGAAUCGCACUGAAAAGGGUCAUGAAUGGGUUUCUGCCGGGUUCUCGGGCGAAGGGAUGGUGCAUGCGUGGUUGUGUGGAAAAGCGCUGGGAAGAAUGAUAUUGGCGGACGAUGAGGGGUUAAGUGAGCAGGAGGACUUGUCUUGGUUUCCGGAGCAGAUGCUGGUAACGGAGGAGAGAGCUCAGGCGUCUGUUCUGCCUCGGAAGGUGGUGGAGAGGGCGUCUCAUCUGUAG